UGCAGACAGACUGGCAGAGAAACAAAAUGAAAACACCAUCAGGGUGAGAGAUAUAGAUGUACUUUCCUUAGAAGGUUAACUUAAAGACAGUUAAUGAAAUGGGUUAUUCAUAUUCUAGUUACAUGAAGUAACAGGGAUUUCCGUCUUAAUGCCACGACAGUGAUGAAACAGAAAUAUUAAGUGGAUAUCCCACUGGCUGACUGUAGCAGACUUUUGAAGACUACCACGCGACGAUGGACGGGCCGACGGAGAGCUUGAAUAUUCAUUACAAGGAGGAUGACGGGACCGUGUUUUUUGAGUCGUAUAUACCUCCAUCUCGGGACGCCAUCCACCUGCCUACAUAUGUGCUCUACCUGCUCAUGGCUGUCUUCAUCUUGCUGGCUGUUCUUUACGCCAUCAUAGGGCACCUCAUCAAGGACCUCAUCCACGACUGUGCAGAUUGGAUACUUGGAGAACAGCCUGAGGAAGUGGUGGUAAACUAUUGUGAGGCAAAGGAUAAGUUUGUGGCUGACUGGUGCCCGGAGACCUCGCCUGAACUGGAGGCGAUGGCACGGGCUGAGGAGAACAAGAAUGUUGACAGGGACUUCAUUAAAGCCCCUGCCAUCUGGAUCAUCUCCACCGAGCCUCAGGUGUCCAGGACAGGACCCCGAGUGGCUUUUGGGAGGAGUACUUAGUAAAGAAAGACUUGUUGUUAUCUUAUUUUCUUAAUCUGGGAUAAAUACAUUAUUCCUGCAGGAUUUUUCUAUUGUGUAAUGAUGGGCGGGUUAUUCCUUUCAUGUUGGGGCUAAAGCUUGAAUGGUCUUAGAAGGACAUCUAGUGUUGGUUGUGGUAACUGAUUUACAACAGCACAGAAAUCAUACUGUAGUAUACACACACACACACACACACAGUGAGCAGAACAUAUUAGAUGAACAAACAAUACAGAACAUGUUUUUGCCAUUACAUCUCAGAUUAUUUCAAAUCUCAUCACAAUCGUGCGUAUCUCUGUUAAUAGCUGAACAUAUGUGUAAUGUACAUUUGUACAGUAUGUCUCUGUAGCAUCUAUUCAUGCUCAUCCUAAGAAUGAAUAUGCACAGUUGCAAAAAUCAGUACAAUUAUAUACAAUACGGUUAGAAAUACUGCACUAAAACAAACAUAACAGGAAAAAAAAAAACAUUUAGCUAAUGUCCUAAUAAUAAUAAUAACACAAUAAUUAACUUUAUAUACAUAUGCAGCAUGGAUGAAUUCAUUACACGUAUUCAUGGGUCAAAUGUGUGAAUAUAAAACAUGUGUAAUAAUAAAUUUCAAAUAUAUAAAAUGUCCUCAUGUUACACAUCAGAUUGUUUUAUCAGCAUUUUGGAAUGAUUCUUUAAAGAUGUCACACUAGAUGACAUGUCUGUACAAUGUAAUUUAUAAAUGCAGUAGCAUACAAUGAUGAAAAGAUCGAUCGAUCGAUUUUAAUCACAGUAUGAUAAUGAUGACAAUACUACUGCUGCUCAUGAUAA
Molecule: messenger RNA, 1484 nt
Organism: Solea solea (common sole)
Lineage: Eukaryota; Metazoa; Chordata; Actinopteri; Pleuronectiformes; Soleidae
Exons: 2
Coding region: 234-674 (146 amino acids)
Source: RefSeq, a predicted model, not a curated record